GUGGGGGGGGUAAUAGGAUCUGGGUGAGAGUAGAAGCGGCGUGGUGGCCAGGGGUUGACUGCUGAAUGAAAGGGCCUGUUGCUCGCCACCACCGGAUGGUUUUUUUGUCCCGUGAAGGAGCACAUGUAGGGAGGAAAACACAGGAAGGCUCUUCCACAGUCAGGCGUCAGUGUUGGGACUGAAUCAACACCACACACAGACCCUUUGGAAGUCUGCGUCUGUCCCUACAGGUGGCGGGGUGUCCUGCCAUUGCCAUGAAUAGGGUAAGUGUGGACGGAUUGGAGCUGCUGUGGGUCUCACUGGUCCUCCUUGUGCCCCGGCAAGGGAACACACACCCCCAGUGCCUGGAUUAUAAACCCCCUUUCCAGCCAAGGGAGCCUCUGGUCUUCUGCAAGGAAUAUGCAAAGUUUGGCUGUUGUGACCUGGAGAAAGAUGACCAGAUCUCCAAGAACUUCUACAACAUCAUGGACCACUUUGAUUACUUGGGUUACGUGACCUGUGCGAAAUACAUCCGUACCAUCCUCUGUCAGGAGUGCUCUCCAUACGCUGCCCACCUUUAUGAUGCUGAGGAUGCUAACACACCCAUGAGGGAUCUGCCAGGCCUGUGCGGUGACUACUGCACUGAGUUCUGGCAACAGUGUCGCUACACCAUCAGCCUGCUCACUGACAACAACGCCACAGCGGGCAUAGAGGAGGACCGCAACAAGUUUUGCGACUUGCUGGAACUCAAAGACAGGGAGUACUGCUACCCAAAUGUGCUCUCCAAUGAUAAGCUCAAUGCCAACCUGGGAGACGUUUGGGCCGACCCAGAGGGCUGUGUGCAGCUGUGCUUGCAGGAGGUGGCCAAUGGCCUGAGGAACCCGGUGGCCAUGGUUCACGCCGACGACGGCACCCACCGCUUCUUUGUGGCCGAACAGCUCGGCUACGUGUGGACGUACCUGGCCAAUGGCUCCCGCAUUGACCGGCCCUUCCUGAACCUGACACGGGCCGUGCUCACCUCUCCCUGGGCGGGGGACGAGAGGGGCUUCCUCUGCAUGGCCCUCCACCCACGCUUCACGGUGGUGCGGAAGGCCUACGUCUACUACUCUGUGUCGGUAAAGAAAGAGGAGCGGAUCCGCAUCAGUGAGUUCACACUGUCCACUGAUGACAUGAACCAGCUGGACCAUUCCUCUGAGAGGACUAUUUUGGAAGUAGUGGAGCCAGCCUCUAACCACAAUGGGGGCCAGCUUCUCUUUGGGCAUGAUGGCUACCUCUACAUCUUCAUUGGUGAUGGGGGAAGAGCCGGGGACCCCUUUGGCAAGUUUGGGAACUCCCAGAAUAAGUCCACUCUGUUAGGGAAGGUGCUGAGGCUCGACGUGGACCACAAUGACAACCUGGACCCAUACAGCAUCCCGUCAGAUAAUCCGUUCAUCGGGGAGAAGGGCUCCCUCCCUGAGAUCUAUGCCUACGGGGUACGCAACAUGUGGCGCUGCUCCAUUGACCGCGGUGAUCCCAUCACCGGGCAGGGCCAUGGCCGACUCUUCUGUGGGGACGUUGGGCAAAACAAGUUUGAAGAGGUGGACCUCAUAGUCAAGGGUGGCAACUACGGCUGGAGAGCCAAAGAGGGCUUCUCCUGCUAUGACAACACGCUGUGUCGUAACUCCUCUCUUGAUGACGUCCUGCCAAUUUUUGCUUACCCCCACAAACUGGGGAAGUCGGUCACUGGAGGCUACGUAUACCGCGGCUGCCAGAUGCCCAAUCUCAAUGGCCUCUACAUUUUUGGGGAUUUCAUGAGUGGACGUCUAAUGUCACUGAAGGAGAAUGGAAACACAGGGGAUUGGGAAUACAAGGAGAUCUGCAUGGGAAAAGGCCAGACGUGUAAAUUCCCCAAACUUAUCAACAGCUAUUACAAAUACAUCAUCUCCUUUGCUGAAGAUGAGGCAGGUGAGCUGUACUUCUUGGCAACGGGAGCUCCCAGUGCGGCUGCCAGAGCGGGGGUGAUCUAUAAGAUAAUAGAUCCAUCCAGGAGAGCACCUCCCGGCAAAUGCAGCUUCAAGCCCACACAUGUCAACAUAAAGGGCAAGCUGAUUCACUUCCACCCGAAGGAGCAGUUUGUCAUUGACAAGAAGCCGACGACCACCGCAGCACCCACCACUACCACUAGAACAAAAGCUACCACCAACUUCCCUACUCCUCCAGCAGCCGUGCCCUUUACUACAAUGAAACCUACCCGCAGACCACCAAAUACAAAGCCGAAGACUUCCGCCAAAUCUACAAGGACAAGGGCUACGGUUAAACCUGCAAGGACAAGGGCUACGGUUAAACCUGCAAGGACAAGGGCUACGGUUAAACCUGCGACGUCAAGGAGUACGGUUAAACCUGCGACGACAAGGGCUGCGGUUAAACCGGCAAUGACAAGGGCUACGGUUAAACCUACAAGGACAAGGGUUACGGUUAAACCUGCAACGACACCUUUCAACCCCGCCUCAACGCAGAAGAGGCUUACUGACACCGCUACUAUUGCAUUAACCACCUCAUGGACUCAGCCCAUAAUGGCCAGGCCAGGCAAUGCCACCACUCCCUACAGGCAGAAACAAACCUCAUCCUAUACCACUGUUACCCCGAAGCCCGGAACACCUGUGACAACUCCAUCCAGAAGGCCCUCUCAGCCCACAUCACCAGCCUUAAGCCAACCAACACUUCGGCCUACAGUCAGACCCUCACCACUAGGGGUUAGCACAAACCGGCCUCAGACCACUCCGAGGCCAGUGUACUGGACGGCUUCACCGAAGCCCACAUCUAAGUCCCUGAGGUCCAGCUUCACCAUCCCAAAGGCAGAGGACAACUUCCUAAAUGGCCAGAGUCACAAGGUGGACACCUCCACAGGGAACCGGGUCAAUAAGAAGGGCCAUGGGAAGAGACGGCGCCGGAAACACCGGACCGGGUCAGUGCGGCUGAUCAGCACUGAGCAACUGUCGGACCGUGGACGGGUGGAGAUUUACAUACGAGGGGAGUGGGGAACGGUGUGUGACGACUUGUUCAACAGCAAAGCGGCUACCGUGGUGUGCCGGCAGCUGGGUUUUCCUGUGGCCCUGCGCGUGGCCAAGCGGGCGGAGCUUGGGGGCGGCGGCGGCAGCAUACUCCUGGACGACGUGGAGUGUGAGGGCACGGAGAGGACGUUACUGGACUGCAAACGGGCAAAGGUGGGCAAGCACAACUGUGCCCACGAUGAGGACGUGGGUGUGGUGUGUGGCUACCACCAUGACGAGGAUGUGUAAUGAUCUGAAGGAUGUCGGACUGGGGGAAAUGCUGGUUUCUUGUGCUGAACCAGCAGCUCCCUCUAUGCUCUGUGCAUCAGGGCACAAACUUUGGUCAGACAGAUCUCAGCACUCUCCCACACUAUACACAUGUUCACAGCACACACACACAAAUAUAAUUUUGUAUGAUUGACAGCAAUUGUUGAUUGUUCACCAGACUUUCUGAUCCUUUACUUCACAGGCAGCAUCCCUUUCCUUUCAAACCCUCCCUCCCAGAAAAAAGAAAUCACUUUACAAUGCUGCCCUCUGCUGGGAUUUUUGAUUCUUUUACAGUUAUCAGUUGACAAUCGUAACAUCUUCAAAGACGUUUCCUUUUUCAUUUGUAUAAAUUUUUUUUCAACAUGUGAAGAAUAAAGUGAUAUAAGUCAAAAGCGAUAAGAAAGAUAUUUUAGUAAAAUGCUGGACAUUUUGUGCUUUUGUCAUGUUCAAGUGCUUGCUGGAACUUGGAAACUGAGAUGUUUUGCUUGCUGAUUGGUUAAACUGUGUAAGGUGGUAUAUUACAACCAAAUGGCAACUUCAAAAUAUCUGAGUAUUGAAGUUAAAAUUAACAAGCAACUGCAUUUGACAAGUGUUAACCAAUACGAACAAUUUUUAAGGUACAGGGUACCUUUUGAGAUUAAUAAAAUUAGAUUUCAAGAA
Molecule: messenger RNA, 3935 nt
Organism: Esox lucius (northern pike)
Lineage: Eukaryota; Metazoa; Chordata; Actinopteri; Esociformes; Esocidae
Product: HHIP-like protein 1
Exons: 9
Coding region: 255-3257 (1000 amino acids)
Cellular component (GO): membrane
Source: RefSeq, a predicted model, not a curated record